Exophiala oligosperma is the source of this 1172-nucleotide messenger RNA. RefSeq lists its product as uncharacterized. The transcript is spliced from 3 exons. Bases 48 to 1010 code for a protein of 320 amino acids. Gene Ontology annotation, molecular function: superoxide dismutase activity; metal ion binding. NCBI's taxonomy places the organism in Eukaryota, Fungi, Ascomycota, Eurotiomycetes, Chaetothyriales, Herpotrichiellaceae. The record is from RefSeq and is a predicted model, not a curated record. Gene Ontology annotation, biological process: superoxide metabolic process.
AGUUGUUUGGCCGGGCAAAUGAAGUUGGGCCGUUCAGUAUUCCGUUCAUGAUCACACGACCGUCGACGAGGCCGCAGUCUCUGCUGCGAGCCAUCGUCAAACAAAGUUCUGUUCUUCCCCGAACUCAGCGUCGAUGCAAACAUACUCCUCCGGUAUGGGCGGAUGCAAAGAAGCAGGAGAGGUUCGCCGAGAACGGCGUUCCGGGCUUUCUCUCAGCCAACACCUUUCAAGAAACGUACACGAAAUAUGCUCAACACCUAUGUGACAAGUUGACGGAAUAUACCCAAGGAACACCGGAUGAACAUACUCAGACUAGAACCCUUCAUUGGCAGAACGCCCACCGAGCCGAUCGAGCAGCCCUCUACAACCAUGCAGCCAUGGCAGACCACACCCUCUUCUUUUGGGAAGCCCUGACAGACAGUCAGGAUCCCGUCGAGCGACGUCCAGGAGUGCAGACGGCCAAAAACAUAGAGUCGGACUUUGGAUCUCUGGAGAACCUGCGCUCCGAGUUCCUCGAGAUUGCAGACGCCAUGUUCGGAAACGGGUUCGUCUGGCUGAUGAAGCCGACAUCGUUCGGUGGUAUGACGAUCCUCGCCACGUACAACGCCGGCAGCCCGUGGCCUCAGGCGGCGCCACGAAGGGACACGCAAGACAUGGCCAACUUCAACGGCCGAGAGGUCGCGGAUCAACUCAAGAAUGCAGCCCGCGUGGUCGACGGGUCGAGAACGGCCGGCCACAGUGGCCGCUUCAGCAUGUACCAGUCGAACAAAUUUGUCGGCGCGCUCAACGCCACACCCAUUCUCUGCGCCAAUGUCUGGCAACACCAGUGGAUUCCGGAUUACGGGAUGCUUGGGAAGCGAGCUUACCUGACCGCGUGGUGGGACAGCAUUGAUUGGCAAAAGGUCGAAGAACGACUGGUCCAUGCCGAGACUGAAAAUUACUAUGGUGGCAGACGCACGAAGAACAUUGCAAGCAUCGAGGCUGUCGGAAGAGGCAUGGGCGAUAUCUAAUAAAAUCUCGCGACAUGUGCACCUCUGUCCGACCUCCGAUUUGUUCAGAAUUCCAUUCUACGGAUGUUUUUCCACAAAGUGAACAUGAAUUGUAGAACAUUUUGGAUGGUGUAUUAAUACUGUCAAGAUUAUGUAGACCAAAUCACACACAUAUCAGUGGCA